GCUAAACGAAACUGCAGCCUCGUUUUCUCGUUUCCUCUGUCGAGCGCUCGAGCCAUGGCCUCUCGAGAAGCGCGGCCGCCGCCUUCGCAGAAGAAACAAUCCCCACCACAGGGUUCCACCACAAUAAGCGCCCUCAGCGACGACCUCCUGCGCGAGGUAUUCCUCCGCCUCCCCUCUCUCCCGAGUCUCGUCCGAGCCGCCCUAAGCUGCCGCGCUUUCCUCCGCGCCGUCCGCUCGUCCCCCGCCUUCCGCCGUCGCUUCGGCGAGCUCCACCCUCCCCCUCUGCUCGGUAUCUUCCUCGACAUAUACGGCCCCGCCAUCCCGGUGUUCGCCCCCCUCCGCGGCCACUUCGAUCCAGACCUCGCCGCCGCCAUCCGUGGGGCGGAUUUCUUCCUCACCUGCCUCCCCGACGGAGAGGACGCCGCCUCCGAGUGGGCAAUCAGAGAGUGCCGCGAUGGAUAUGUCGUCCUUAUUAGCUUUAAUUCCAACCAGAUGGCCGUCUACAACCCCCUCACACGGGCCCUGGAUCUCUUGCCCCAGCCGCCCGGUGAGAUCUGCGAAGACAUGUACGUCGAGUUCCAUAUCGUCACAUCCGACGAGGACCCCAGGUUGUUCCGCGUUCUCUGCGUCUGUCACGAAGAGUGGGGGGCGCAAGUCGCUGUCCUCUCAUCGGACAAUAGGCAGUGGGAGAUUUUCCCAUGGGUUGAUACAAAAACUGGGAAUGAUGAGUACUCGACUCACGACGGAACGCUGCUGAAUGGGUCCAUCUACUGGACACAACUGAACCGCGUCAAUGGGCGUGUGUUGAACACCGCGACAAUGCAAUUCUCUCGAAUUGAGUUGCCGCUGCACAUGGAAGGGCAAGGAAAAUGUAUGGCUGGUGAGACCAAGGAUGGGAAGCUCUGUAUCAUGUGUGCUAUUCAACUCACGCUGGUUCUCUGGAUUUGGAGAGCUGGUGAUGAUGGUGUCGAGAGAUGGAUGUUGGACAAGACAUUUCUGUUGUCACAGGCAAUUACUGAGACUGCUCGGCGUUCAGCAGUAGCAUCAGCGCCUCAUUAUGCACUGAAGAUUGUGUCGAUUGUUGAUGGCUUUGUGUACAUGUCUACUUACUUAGAUCAUAGUGUACCUGGCUGGUUCCUGUCCUUCUGCCUAGAAACAGCAGAACUGAAAAAGCUCUGCCCUAUCCUUCAUGACGACGCUUCAUAUCCCUACGUCAUGUCGUGGCCUGCUUCAUUGCUACUCAAUAAGCCAAGCUUAUCUAGUUAAAGUCCGUGUGAGCUGCGCAAAAGUAUUGAGGUGAUAUGUGCUCUGCUCGAUUGCAAAAGGAGCCUCGGCGACUACAGAUGAAGGAUGGGGCGCGUGGACUACUGCUGGAGAAUGUUACGCUGCUUCGAAGGUCUCAAGGGGCGCAGCGAUCGGCUGGGGAGACUGAGCUGUGGAUUACUGCCUGAUGUUGCUGCACUUUUGUUCAAGCGCAAGGUGUGUUGCUGCUAGGCCGUGGUUGCUGAUGACUUUGGUUGCAUCGUUUUUGUCCUCAUCGCUGGGUCUGUAAUGAAAUGCUCUGAGGGCGUGUGCACAUGCUUCGACUUUGGAUGUUGGUUAUGGAGUCUAUUUUGUUGACUGUAGCGGCAGGUUUAUGUCCCAUGCCCCAUGGCAAGAUAGCCGAGCCGGCUAUUGCGAGUGGGUUUCCUGCCAGUGUUAGAUCUAGCUUCCCUUCCCUCUGCUAUUGUAAUGUAAUGUCCCGAACAAUGUUGUUUCUGUUGAUUUGCAAUGGAAAAUGGCAUAGCCCAGGUCGGAAAAAAA
Molecule: messenger RNA, 1803 nt
Organism: Brachypodium distachyon (stiff brome)
Lineage: Eukaryota; Viridiplantae; Streptophyta; Magnoliopsida; Poales; Poaceae
Exons: 2
Coding region: 55-1266 (403 amino acids)
Molecular function (GO): protein binding
Source: RefSeq, a predicted model, not a curated record